GCGUAGUUCAAAUCGGCAGUGUAGUGUGCCUCCAGCCAACAUGUGGACGUGCGCAGGAGUUCUGGCGCUACUUGCGAGCGCGGCGGCGAUCACGCGCGACCAGUUUUACCCGUACGGACAUGGAUUGGACCAGAGAUUGCCCCGGGGCGAUCAGGUGGCCUCCCCGGAAUUGCCCCUGAAUGUACCCGUCGUGUUCUACGGGGAAACGUACGAGUCUGUCUUUGUAAACAACUUCGGCGUCCUAUCAUUCAGAGCUGACAUCCCUCAGUUCCUCAACUCGGAGUUCCCGCUGCCAUACCCGUCAAUAGCAGCGUUCUACACCAACGUUGACACCACCGAGUCUGGUGCCGUCUACUACAGAGAGACCAACGAGACCUACGUCCUCGUCAAGGCCGAAGAGAGCGUCCAGAACAACUUCCACGAUUACUUCGACUUCAAACCGAGCAGCGUCUUCAUAGCCACUUGGGUCGACGUUACUUACAGCUCCCCCCAAAAACACAACCGCAAGAACACCUUCCAAAUCGCCAUCAUCAGCAAUGGGACAGAGAGCUUCGUUGAAUUACUGUAUCCUGAAAGGGAGAUACAGUGGAUACAAAGGGACACGCAAAUAUCAAGCCUUCCUGAUGCGAAGGCACAGGCUGGUUUCAAUGCUGAAGAUGGAAGAGUAUUUACUCUAAGAGGCUCUGGCAGUCAUCAAAUCCGGAAUAUAGUGACAUGGUCGAACAUCCACGAGCCUGGAAAAUACGUGUUCCGUGUGGGGAACAUACCGUACGAGGGCAACAUCGCAGUGCCCGACCAGUACAACCAGAACGAGGUGGAAGUGGAAGAGGAGUCGAAGACCUGCGCGCAGACCGGGCCCAGCGUGUGCCACGUGCAGGCGCGCUGCGUCGACUACCAGGCCGGCAUCUGCUGCAAGUGUAUCGAAGGCUUCUACGGAAACGGCAAGUCCUGCAUAAAAAACGACGUGCCUCUCAGGGUACACGGCAAAAUUAACGGCAUCAUCAACACCGUACACCUAAACGACGUCGACAUACAAGCUUACGUCGUCGUAUCAGACGGAAGAUCAUACACGGCACUCUCCCUGGCUCCUCCUAAUCUCGGCAGCAGUCUGCAGUUGCUCAAUGUCCUCGGUGGCGUCAUAGGCUGGCUUUUCGCCAAACCUUCAGGCACAGCUAAAAACGGCUAUGAACUGACCGGAUCACUAUUUAAUCAUACCGCUGAUAUAUUCUUCCCUGCCACGGGAGACAGAGUUGUGAUAAACCAAGAGUUUUUGGGGCACGAUGUAUUCGAUCAAAUUGCAUUAGACUCUGACAUUCGGGGUACAGUGCCAUUUUUAGUGACUGGAACAAAACUUGAAAUAUCAGAAUUCCAAGAAACCUUAUCUUUUGUAGAGGCAGGUGUUAUCCGGUCAGAAUCCACACGUACGUUUGUCAAUAAGGCCACUGGCGAGAAAUACGAACAAGUUGUAAGGCAAACAUUCAUGUUUAACCCUUGUCGGUAUGCCCCCAGAUCAGAGGAAGAAGCUGCUCCUGUAACAUUGAAAGUGUCAAAGAACUACUUGGGUUAUGAGACCAAAGAUAACAUCGUAAGAUAUGGAUCUAGUAACAAAGUCGCGCCACUGGGUCAAGAUAACCCCUGUGUAGAGGGGCGCAACACUUGCGGCCCGUAUAGCACGUGUGUUGUUGAAGGUAGUUCUUUUUCGUGCGUGUGCCAAACAGGAUUCACCAGCAUCUACCACAACGACGCGUCCAUUUGCGUAGACAUAGACGAGUGUGCUGCCGGGACACACAACUGUGACAACAAUGCCGAAUGUCUCAACAACGAAGGAGGAUUCGAUUGUAGAUGCAGGCCCGGAUUCGCUGGCAAUGGAAUAAGCUGUCGUAAUUUAAUUGUCGGAUGCAGAAGUGAUACCUGUGACCCUAACGCACAAUGUAUAGAAUCAAAUACUAAUACUGAACCGAAUUGUAUUUGUAAUCCUGGUUUUACGGGCAAUGGGAAACAAUGCGUGGAAGACUAUUCUAGGGAAAAUGAUAAAUAUAAAAGAUGCUCAGAGUGUUCUCCUUAUGCUUCUUGCAUGUAUUCAGAUCAGCAAGCUAGAUAUGUGUGUGAAUGUCUACAGGGAUUCGUAGGUGAUGGAUAUCAGUGUGUGCAGGGAACGCCAGCAACAGAGAGACAAAGCACUGAUGUUGCUUCGGACUUUUAUAAACAGCCGGGUUCUUACCCACCAUACUACUCAAAUACUCCUUCUACUUACGUCCCACCCGUAUCAUCGACCCCGUACUACCCACCAGUCACCUCCACUGAGAGUACCACAAGCGAAGCAGAGUACAAUGAGACAUACGUAUUGCCACAAUGCGACGACGCAUACGGUUGUGUUUGCCCUCCUGGAUACUCAAGCUAUAGAGAUGAAAGAAAUAACGAUUUGUGCCGUUACGAUGGUUUUGUUUUUGCAGCUCCAGCUCAAGAUAAUAAUGAUACUUUAAUUAGAUGUUACAGCGACUCCGAUUGCCCUCCUAAUGCCAUCUGCACGGUCACAGAACCACAACCACAUCUGUAUUAUCAUCGUCAGCAAGGAAACUGCGUUUGUCCAGAAGGUUACGAAGGAGAUGCGUUUGAAUGCAUCGAACGAACAGGGCUCGAAUGCUCCUGUGGCGCUAACGCUCACUGCAUUGACACAGCAGCGGCUGAGGUCAUCUGCGUAUGUGAUUCAGGAUAUCACGGCGACGGUUACGUUUGCCGACCCAACUUCAGUUGUACGAACAACUCAGACUGCGAAUACAAUGCUGAAUGCAGGCUCGACCCUGGCCGCAACGAAUACGUAUGUCAAUGUAUAGAAGGAUACAUAAAGGAUGAAAAUGACGCAUGCAUUUUUGACGGUCAGCUGUGUAACGGAGCAGUUUGCGCCGACCAUGCGUCGUGCCUAUACGAUGAGACUGAGCAGGUCAGCUACUGCCAAUGUGACCCGAACUUUGAAGGGGACGGCAUUUUGCAGUGUGUACCACAAGGACGCACUUGUGACGUGACUCACGACUGCAGCGUCGACGCUUUGUGCCAGCCUUACGAUAACACGUAUCAGUGCAUUUGCAAAGAAGGGUUCACUGGUGAUGGUUACACUUGCAAGCCAGAGGUGAACUGUAGAACGAACCCGUAUAUGUGCGACGCGCACGCGUCUUGUCUGAAACGAAGCGAUGGAUUCGUCUGCGAGUGCAACACCGGGUACAAUGGCAAUGGAAGCUACUGCGAUCUCAAUCCCAGAAGGGCUGGCAACUUCUUAGUGGCCAGUGACGGUGCGUCCGUAUACCGCGUGCCCUUCAGAACGACUCCUUGGGAAUUCGCCACGCCUUUAAACAGUGCCGUUUACCAGAUUGCAGUGGGAAUUGAUGUAGACUGUCUUACAGGAAGAAUUUACUGGGGUGAUGUCGUUGGAAACGGGAUCAAGAGGGCUGCUUAUGACGGAUCUGCGUUUGAACAAUUCCUAUCAAAUGAUGUAAAAUCACCUGAAGGCUUAGCAGUGGACUGGGCGGGACGAAACGUAUUUUGGACUGAUUCGAAGAAAUUCACAAUCGAAGUAGCCAAUAUCGACACGAAAGUCAGAAAAGUUUUGUUUCAAGGCAACGGAAUUCAGAAUCCUAGGGGUAUCGCAGUUCAUCCACAGAGAGGGAAAAUCUUCUGGUCGGACUGGAACCGCAACGGUCCGAAGAUCGAAUGGGCGAACAUGGACGGCUCACAGCGCGGGGUCUUCCUAGACGAUUCCGACGUCCAGCUGCCCAACUCGCUGGCCAUCGACUGGGCGCGCGACCGCCUGUGCUACGCCGACGCUGGCUUGCACAGCAUCAAGUGCGUCAGCAUCGACACCCAGGAUCGGGAGACCAUCGCUGCUAACUGCUCCCAUCCGUUUGGCCUCGCUAUCAACGGCGAUAGGUUCUACUGGUCGGAUUGGAAAACGCUGAAGAUCGAGUACAUAGACACGGUUUCGAAACAGCAAGGCCAGGUGCCAGUGUCGACGGCUUCCCGCCGGUUAUACGGGGUGACGGUGGCCCCGGACGGUUGUCCGGCACUUAACAACGUGUGCGAGUACCGGAAUGGCAACUGCGGUACCGCGCAGUUAUGUCUGCCGGACGGCCGCGGCGGCCGGACGUGUGUGGACGGCGUUAGCGGAUACUGAGCGUGAACUGAGAGACACGACGAAGCGCAAAGCAGAACUUGACUUUAUAUGGCUCAAGAUAUUGCCACCACAAUUUGAACGUUAUUCAUUCAAAAGUUUGUCACACUAGAUCCGUUAUGUGGUCUGUGGUCAGGUCAAAGUGAACGCAGCCAUAAUCAUAGAACGCGUCCAAUGUGACAAAUAUUUGUCAAAAGGUCAAAAAGCAAUGAAACUUUUUAACAUGCCGUGCACUUUAUAGGAUUAAGAUAAAAUAAUGUUUCUGCUUACAACUGCGUCGUUUUCAUUCAGUUCACGCAACCCUAGUGGGUGUAGGUUAGGUUAAGACUGGGUGCAGUUUGCUGUGUACAGUUCACAUUGGUAAUGGAUCCGAAUAUCUGAGGCAUGUCUGUGUUUAACUUGUUCUGAAUACUGUGAAUAUCCGUUUUUUGGGAAAUGUAUAUAAAUAAUAUUGCCUACAGCACAGCUAGAAUAUAAUUGAAAUAAGUUAAUAUAAGAGUAUUUCUCAAAAAAAAUGUACGUAACGAAACGGUAGUAACGAAAUAGUAAGGCCAUAAGGCUUGUUAUACAUUGGCGAAAUAUUGUGAAUGCUCUUCAUUUAUUCAAUUCGAAAUAUUUGUAAGUAUGCACCCAAAUACGGGGUAAUAUUAAGGGGUUAGAAAUAAAAUAAGGGAGUAAUCAUUCAUACUAUUUUAAUAAAAUUAUUUUUGUUCCAUCAUGUUUAUCCAUUUUGAGUCGUUCUCUGUAAGCUUUUUGCCUUUCGGCAUUGGUUUUUGGCGGCAUUCCUAAAAAAACAAAAGAAGUAAUCACAUAAAAACGUAAUCUAAAUGAUUUAAUAAUUUUUUGCUGGCGGCACUUCUGUAAAGCAGAUAGUAUCCAAUCCUUUUCAACCGACUUCAAAAAAGGAGGAGGUUCUCAAUUCAACCCGUAUGUUUUUUUUUUUUUUCUAUGUUUGUUACGCGAUAACUCCGCCAAUUAUGAACCGAUUUGAACAAAUCUUUUUUCGGCGUAUAGGUAAUACCUCAAGGGUGGUCCCAUUUAAAUUUAAUAAUAGAAAAAACAACCCCCAAGGGUGGAAAAUUGGGGAUGAACUUUUUUAUACGCAAUAUCUCCGCCGAUUAUAAAUCAAUUUGAACGAUUAUUUUUUUGUUGAAUAGGUAUUAUCAAAAGGGUGGUUUAAUGCGAAUUUGAAGAAAAUAUUUCACCCCCAAGGGUGGAAAAUUGGGGAUGAACUUUUUUAUACGCAAUAUUUUUAAUUUUUAGUUUUUUUUUGUGUUCACGCAUUUGAAGUCGGUUUUAUUUUUUUAAAAAGUUAAUUAUGUUAUUAACGCUCUAUAUUUUUUGAAAUAAAUUAAGUAGUGAAUAUUACUAUGCUUAGUCAGGUAAUAACAGUAUACACUCAGCAUUAUGUUGUACUUUUUCGUAACGUAACGAAAUUCGUAAAAAACGUAACGAAAUAUUAGACAAAAUGAGAUCAGAAACAAGUAUUUUUUUGAUAAAAUUUGUUACAGCAAAUAUAAAAGCUUACUAAAUGUUCGUACCACACGUAUUACAAAAAAUGGUUAAAUGAAAACUUACCGUUCUAUAUAAAAUCGCUGAUUUUACUGCCUGUUACGAAAAAGUAAUCCCACAAAACACACACGUUUUCACUAAUUUUCGCGAUAGAUGUUAUGGCGGAGACGUCAGGCCAACAGCCAUUCAGAGUGCAGCUAUUGUUGUCCGUGUAAAAUAAAUACGGAAUUGUUCAGAAACCAUGGGAAAGUAGAAAUAAAUCGUAACUAAAGAGUAAAUAACGAAAUAGUAAAUGAGAGCGACUCAUUUUGUUUUUUUGCUUUAAAUUGCCAAUUCAUUAUGACACCCCAUAGAAAAUCAAUUUGAUACAGAAACUGCGAUUACUGUAGAACGAUAAUACAAAGAAAUUUACAAUAAUUUAGUUACGUAUCGCAUUUUAUGAAACAAAAAUACAUGAAAAAGCUAGGGUGGCAAACAGGUUUUUGUAUGAAAGGUAAAAAAGGACUAUUUUUAAAAUAUCUAAAUAUUUGGUAAUAAGUAGGAUUAUAGCUAUAAUUCUUCGUUAUCUUAAAGAUUAAUAUUCAUCCUUCAAAAUUGUGUGUGUGUUUUUUUUGUGUGAUGAUUUAUAAAUAUAAAACUUUUGACCUGUUUCAAAGCACACUUUUUUUUUUCAAAAUGUACAUUUUUUUUGAGAAAUACACAUAAGUUACUACAACCAAAGCAAAUAUCCAAAGACUCUGUCUUUCAAUCAAUGUAAUUUAUUGAUACCAAAAUAAUAAAGUUAUUUAUUUCUA
Messenger RNA from Ostrinia nubilalis (European corn borer), 6468 nucleotides. RefSeq names its product nidogen-like (gene Ldlr). The record is from RefSeq and is a predicted model, not a curated record. Gene Ontology annotation, biological process: cell-matrix adhesion. The transcript has 7 exons. Bases 41 to 4165 code for a protein of 1374 amino acids. Lineage: Eukaryota; Metazoa; Arthropoda; Insecta; Lepidoptera; Crambidae. Gene Ontology annotation, molecular function: calcium ion binding.